Messenger RNA from Adelges cooleyi (spruce gall adelgid), 533 nucleotides. RefSeq lists its product as uncharacterized. The record is from RefSeq and is a predicted model, not a curated record. The transcript has 3 exons. Bases 114 to 419 code for a protein of 101 amino acids. NCBI's taxonomy places the organism in Eukaryota, Metazoa, Arthropoda, Insecta, Hemiptera, Adelgidae.
UACCAAAACAGUAUAACACACUGGUUUUUUGUUUCUUAAGAAGUUCUUUGUAAUGUCAUUCACUCGCGUCGUGGUCGUUGUUGUAUUCCUUUAAAUUUAUUUCAAAAAGUUAAAUGGAUUCAAAACAGGUUUUAGUCCUAUGUUUAAUAAUUUGUUUUUCAAUAGAAAAAACAUAUGCAUUUUAUACAUUUAUUGCACCUAAAGAACAGCAACAACAAGCGUUGAGAGUGAGCAAAAUUAUGUACGACACUCUUUCAAUUACUGACGAUCAGUAUACAAUAGCUACUAAACAACCAAUCAUUAAGAAAGAGGAUGUAAGGGAUUUGAGGGAUUUUGAAAAACGUGUUGUUAAGCCUGUUAAGUCCGUUGGAAUUUCUGAUGAUGAACUUUUAGGUCUCAUCCGCCACUGGGUCAAUUAAUAAUGUGGAUUGUAAAAAUGCAUAUUUCGAAAUUGAUACACGUGAAGAAACCAUCGAAGACGAAUAAUAUUUUACUAUGUAUUUUUCAACAUUAUAAAAUAUGUAUUAUAUAAA